UAUAAGAUAUACGUUCCGCAAAACGUCUCGUAUGUUUUUCACGUAGUUUCCCUUCGCUCAACGAAGAGUGUGACGUGUAGAGCGUUGAACGCUAAGUUUCUUGACGUUUGUGUAGUUUUUAAAGUGAAUAAUGUGAUUGUGUAGUUCGUUAUGGCCUAUAAAUACCGUGAAGAUCUAGUUGGCAAACGAUUCCUCGCUGUGAGUGGUGUGACAAAAAUUAACGUGAAUAAAGUUUCCGAAUGGGGAUGGAAAGCUGGUGUUAUCAGGGCAGCAUCGCUCAAAGAUAACAAGAAUAAGGAGCUCCAGGUGUUAGUGGAAUAUGAUGGUGUUGAUUGGCAGCGGCGCGAGUGGGUGGCAGUUUACUCGCGUAGGACCUUUCGAGUGUUUUUAGUGGAAAGAACUCUUGUUUGGACACCUAGAGUGGUUGAAGGCAGAGAAGUAAAAUGGCCUGCUUUGACAUUCACGCCACUGUCAGCUGACCUGACACUGCAGACAGACUCGCAGCCAGUGGAAUACCUUCAUGAUCAGCAACUACAAUUUCUCGAUUACGCCAACCUCCAACCUUAUCAGGAAUGGGAUCCGUACCUGGCCGGGUCGGAGAGCGGCGUGGAUGCGAUGACACUAACCGCACUGUCGACGGAGGCGUCCGCGUGGCGCACCAUGCAGGACGGGCAGCGCAUCCUGACCACAACGCCCUCGGUGCUGGGCGGGUGUCGCGCGCAGGUGUACCGGGUGGCCGGCGCCACGCAGUGGUACACGGCUGUUAUUGUCGGCGUCAAUGAACAUACAGGGGAGCUGACGGUGACCGACGACACAGUCCUGGAGGAGCACAGCGAGGACCCGUCGUUGGUUCAGAUGAGACUGCUCGGCGACGGAGUAAUCGAAUCGAUAAUGCGUGGCGAGGUGGUGGGCGUGAUGCCGAGGAGGUCCCGCUCCAACCUACAAGUGAGUUAACAGUCAUAUCCUACUCCUUUAUAACAGGAAAUUACAUGAAAUAUUUGGUUUAUAGACUACAUUGUUUAGGAGUGCUUUGAAAAUCCUUUCUCGGAAUAGUAAUCCCAAUAGACCGAGCAUUCUUUUUAGAAAAAAAGUAGCCUAUAUGUUAAUUUAGUACAUUGUCUAUCUGUAUAC
Messenger RNA from Manduca sexta (tobacco hornworm), 1131 nucleotides. Its product is annotated as probable JmjC domain-containing histone demethylation protein 2C. The record is from RefSeq and is a predicted model, not a curated record. NCBI's taxonomy places the organism in Eukaryota, Metazoa, Arthropoda, Insecta, Lepidoptera, Sphingidae. The coding region runs from base 151 to 954 and encodes 267 amino acids. The transcript is spliced from 6 exons.